Messenger RNA from Pecten maximus, 2544 nucleotides. RefSeq names its product bifunctional D-cysteine desulfhydrase/1-aminocyclopropane-1-carboxylate deaminase, mitochondrial-like. NCBI's taxonomy places the organism in Eukaryota, Metazoa, Mollusca, Bivalvia, Pectinida, Pectinidae. The transcript has 8 exons. The coding region runs from base 235 to 1194 and encodes 319 amino acids. The record is from RefSeq and is a predicted model, not a curated record. Gene Ontology annotation, molecular function: D-cysteine desulfhydrase activity.
UUCUUGAAACAUAUGACAAAUAAAAUGAUGUAAAAAAUAUGUUUUACACAUGUAGUAAAUUUUAAUGGUGUAACAGGAAAAAAAGUAGUGUGUCUCCACCAGUGAUCGAAGUAGUGUGUCUCCACCAGUGAUCGAAGUAGUGUGUCUCCACCAGGGAUCGAUGCAACGAUCCUCAGCUUACUGUUCUGCCACUCUAUGGACUAAAAAGAGAAAUUUCCCCUAGUGUGAGGCUAGAUGCAUGUACACCUUAUCCCUAUGUAUACUGGACAAUUAAAACCAUUGAAAAAAGUACGAAAACUAGAAUUUUUGAUGGCAGAUGCUGUAUCGCGAAAAUGUGGUCAUGUGAUCACUUGUGGAGGUGUACAAUCUAAUCACUGUAGAGCUACAGCCGUGGCCGCACGGCAGCUACAACUACAACCACACCUGCUACUUAGGACAGAUGUACAGGAUCAGUCAAAGAUAGGUAGUGAGGGGAACCUAUUGUUGGAUCGUCUUUGUGGAUCGAACAUGUAUAUUGUACCUAGGAAGUCACCGUAUGAAACCGAAUUAAAACCACGCAUGGAAACUUUGGCUAAAAAACUCAGGGAGGAAACGGGGAAGGAGGCCUAUCUGGUGCCAGUUGGCGGAUCCAACUCAGUCGGUUUAUUUGGAUACAUCACAGUGUUUGAAGAACUGAUUUCUCAGGGCCUGUUUGACCAAUUUGAUGACAUUGUUUUUGCCUGUGGAUCCGGCGGUACAGCAGCUGGUCUCGCUAUCAGUAAUCAUCUCACGGGAUCUCGCAUCAGAUGCCAUGCUAUCAUUGUGUGUGAUGACAAAGCCUAUUUUACUGACCACAUCAAUCAGACGUUGUGCAGUGUUGGACUUGACACUGUCCACUGCCAGGACAUACUGGACAUAAUUGAAGGUCACAAAGGUCGUGGAUAUGGUCUGUCUACAAGUGAGGAGCUAGAGUUCAUUAUGAACGUUAGUCAACAGUCAGGAAUAAUGCUGGACCCUGUCUACUCCGGGAAGGCUGCCAGGGGUCUGAUGGAGGAACUCCGUAGUAAUCCGGACAGGUUCCAGGGAAACCGCAUACUUUUCUUACAUACAGGUGGUGUAUUUGGUAUGUACGACGGUUCUCUAGAUUCUGUGGUAAAAGCGGAGACGAAGGAUUUGGUACAUAUGUGGCCAAGUAUAGACAGUUCUCCAGAGUGAGAGGCCAGUGAUAACACAUAUCAUUGUUACCUAGUCCCUGCCUUAGUAGAAAUAUCAAUUUAUGUUAAAAGAAAUACAGGGUCUGUCAUAUUCUUAUUUUCUAUGCAAUAUUCAAUUAGAAAUUUGUUUAAUUUAUAUCAAAUAUAUUUUUACAAAAUUUAUUUAUAAAUGACUACGGAUACUGAAUCACAUGAAGUGUUCAUAUGAAUUUUUAUCAUUUUAAAUUAUUUCUUGGGUACAAAUUUUGUGGUCACCCAACACAACAAUAUGACAAUAAUACAAACAACAACAUUCAUUGGAUAUAUAUUUCAUGUUUCCAUAGCAACCAGACAACAGUUCAGUGAUAUGAAUUUCGCUUCUCGAUCUGUCAAUCAUGCAUUUACUGAAGUUACCUAGAAUUUUAUUUGUGUUGCCAUAGUUACCAGAUCACGAAAACAACAGUUCAUGUUACACAGUGGUGUCAUUUUUGUUUCUCUAUCUGUCAAUCAUGUAUUUAUUGAAGCUACCUAGAAUUAUAAUUGUGUUCCCAUAGUAAACCAGACCAUGAAAACAAUUCAUGUUAUACAGUGAUAUGUUUUUCGCGUCUUAAUUUGUCAAACAUGUAUUUAUGAAGCUACCUCAAAUCACUCAUUUUAAUUAUAACCAAACUAGACACCGCUGUGAUAUGGGUCCAUCACCGAGUAAUGUUGUGUUUAUGUUCAUAUUGAAAUGGUGCUGAUACAUUGUGAUAUCCUACAUAGGCUCAUAGAAAAAUAUAACAUGGAAAAUUAAUACAAAUUGGAACCACCUUUUAAACGAAAAAGCAAAGUGUCCAUGUCUGUCGGAAACACAUAUUGUACCACAUCACCAGACAAUUUAAGCUGCAGGAUUUCGCUUAUUUUGUGCUAGAAUAUUUGGACCCGAUAAUCUAUAUUCUAGCUAUGUAUAUAUGAAGCUAUUGCUGUUGUUAUGGGGUUUACAUAAAGAUUUGUGAUGUUUAAUAAAUGUAAUAGUAGUAUUUAUGUAUGUCAUUCUAUUAUAAAUAAUAUGCUGAUGUUUAAAUCCAGGAUAUUUUACAGAGUUAUGUAUGCCUAUCGGAGUAUCCUUGUCUCCAUGGCAUUAUCAUCAGCAUUUUAAUGAUUUGUUCUCAGUGAAAGUUACACGUACGUAAAUUAUGGUUUUAAUUUGUGAUUAUAUACAAUGAUGUUAAUAUGUGAUUUGAUAAACUGAUGUAAUUUGUGAUUUAAUAAACUGAUGUAAUUUGUGAUUUAAUAAACUGAUGUAAUUUGUGAUUUAAUAAACUGAUGUUAAUUUGUGAUUUAAUAAACUGAUGUUAAUUUGUGAUUCAAUAAACUGAUGCUAACUUAUGAU